AGCGCUUUCUUUACACUCAGCCGCUGAGCAGCUCCUAAGAUGGCUCAAACCUGGGUCCAGAACGAUGACGACCGUCUAAACAGCGAUGCCCAACUCUCCCAUAACAGGAAGGUGCCCAAAAGGAUGGCCUCGCUGAUGGAGCUGAAGGAGGUCUUCCACAACGCCGACGCCGUCUGCUUCGACGUGGACAGCACGGUCAUCCGGGAGGAAGGCAUCGACGAGCUCGCCAAGUUCUGCGGCGUCGGAGACGCGGUGGCGGAAAUGACCCGCAGGGCCAUGGGUGGUUCGGUCACGUUCAAGGCAGCGUUGACGGCACGGCUGGGACUCAUACGCCCUUCCUGUGAACAAGUGCAGAAGCUAAUAUCGGAGCAUCCCCCCCAGUUAACGCCAGGAAUAAGGGAACUGGUCAACCGGCUCCACCAACGAGGGGUCCAGGUCUUCUUAAUCUCUGGAGGGUUUCAAAGCAUCGUCGAGCACGUCGCCUCCCAGCUCAACAUUCCCGUCUCCAACGUCUUCGCCAACCGCUUGAAGUUCUACUUUAACGGAGAAUAUGCCGGCUUUGAUGAAACACAGCCCACCGCUGAAUCUGGCGGCAAAGGACAAGUUAUAAGUUACCUAAAGGAGCAGUUUCAGUUUAAGAAGGUGGUGAUGAUCGGAGAUGGAGCGACGGAUAUGGAAGCCUGCCCUCCAGCGGACUGUUUCAUCGGCUUUGGCGGCAACGUCGUGCGGAAGCAAGUCAAGGAAAAAGCAAAAUGGUACAUCACCCACUUCGACGAGCUGCUGAAGGAACUGGAGGAGCGAUAAAUUAUAAACUAGGCUUAUUUUAUUAACACUUGUCAUAGGUAGAUGUAUGAUUAUGCAAUUAAACAAGUUCGUAUUGUUAUUUGCAAAUGUAA
This is a messenger RNA of Pogona vitticeps (central bearded dragon), 896 nucleotides long. NCBI's taxonomy places the organism in Eukaryota, Metazoa, Chordata, Lepidosauria, Squamata, Agamidae. The record is from RefSeq and is a predicted model, not a curated record.